CUCAUUGCACGUUCCACGAUUGUUCGACGUUCUUUUGGAGGGCUGUCCGGCGUGACGUGCCUACGUGCGCCUCGGCCAUCGCUCCUUGCGGCUGCUCGUCACACCCGCUACCUGGUUGAUCCUGCCAGUAGUCAUAUGCUUGUCUCAAAGACUAAGCCAUGCACGUCUGAGUGUGAACACUUUGCACUGUGAAACUGCGAAUGGCUCAUUAAAUCAGUAUCAUUUAUUUGGUGGUCUCCUUACCACUCGGAUAACCGUGGUAAUUCUAGAGCUAAUACGUGCAGCAUAUCCCGACUUCUCGAAGGGAUGUAUCUAUUGGAUAAAAGGCCGAUCCGAGC
Molecule: messenger RNA, 338 nt
Organism: Chara braunii
Lineage: Eukaryota; Viridiplantae; Streptophyta; Charophyceae; Charales; Characeae
Source: the annotation of a GenBank genome assembly